UCCGCUGGCGCGUGGUUUCCGGAGCGGAUCGGAACCCGGAGCGCGGAUCCGAUCCGGGUCUGGCCAUUCCCAGGGCAGGUUUAAGAAAAUGGCUGAAGAUGGCACCGAGGAGAUUGUGUUUAUUUGGUGCGAGGACUGUGGGCAGUACCAUGAUUCAGAGUGUCCUGAGCUGGGCCCAGUGGUGACAGUCAAAGACUCCUUUGUGUUGAGCAGGGCAAGAUCAUCUCUGCCUUCUAAUUUGGAGAUAAGACAACUGGAGGAUGGGACUGAGGGUGUGUUUGCUCUGACUCAGCUGGUGAAACGUACCCAGUUUGGCCCCUUUGAAUCCAAGAGAGUUCUCAAGCUGGAGAAAGAAUCAAUUUUUCCCCUGAAGGUGUUCCAGAAGGAAGGUCCCCUGGUGUAUUUUGACACCACAAACGAAGAUGACUGCAAUUGGAUGAUGAUGGUGCGCCCAGCCACUGAGUAUGAGCAUCAAAACUUAACUGCCUUCCAGCAUGACAAUGACAUUUACUUCACCACCUGCCAGGACAUCCCCCCAGGAACUGAGCUGCGAGUGUGGUAUGCAGCUUUUUACGCCAAAAAAAUGGAAAAGCCAGUGCUGAAGCAGGUCACUAGUGUUGCCAAUGAUACAUCCUUGGUAGCAAUGGAAUCUGAUAAAGAAGGGGAUAAUAACGUCUCUCCAAAACCUUCAUCUGCUGUCUUACCCCAUAAAAAAACCAAGAGAUCCAGCAUACCAGCAGCUGAUCCAGCAGUGAACACUCCAGAAGGCAGUGGAACAGCAGAAGCAAAGCCCAACCAGUGGACGUGUAAAGUGUGUUCAUCUGCUUUCCAAGAGCCCCAGCUGCUGACAGAGCACUUGCUGAGUCACCUGGAGCAAGCCAAAUGUGCCCCCCCAAGCAGCCAAAAUGAUGCUGAGAAAGCAGAGAAAGCAGCAGAGGCUGUGCCAGCAGAUCAAGCAGUGGCAAGUGAUGCAGCCAGUGCCAGCACAGACUCGAGGAGAAAGGCCAGGAGGGGAAGAAAAGCCAAAACAACAAAAGUAGAAACACCUCUUAUCAUUGAUGAAGAGAAAGAUUCUGCAGUGGAACGUGUGGCUGAUGCUGUCACUGAGGUCCCUCCAGAGGAUGUGGCCCUGCCUCCAGCUCCAGAUGAGAGGAUUAUGGAUCUGGUUCUAGGAAAGAUGCCCAGCACCACAAACAGCAUCAGCUCAGUGACAAAUAGGUUUGCUCAUCACCAAAACACCAUGUCCCUCAAAAGAAGUUUAAUUCUCUCCAGUAGACACGGGAUUCGGCGGAAGCUGAUAAAGCAGCUGGGGGAGCACAAGAGGGUCUAUCAGUGCAGCAUCUGCAGUAAGAUCUUCCAGAACAGCAGCAACCUCAGCAGGCACAUCCGUUCUCAUGGUGACAAACUGUUUAAAUGUGAGGAAUGUGCAAAGCUGUUCAGCAGGAAGGAGAGCUUGAAGCAGCACGUUUCAUACAAGCACAGCAGGAACGAAGUGGACAGUGAGUACAGAUACAAGUGCACCACGUGUGAAAAGGCCUUUCGGAUAGAGAGUGCAUUGGAAUUCCACAACUGUAGGACAGAUGACAAGACAUUCCAGUGUGAGAUGUGUUUCAGAUUCUUCUCUACAAACAGCAACCUUUCAAAACACAAGAAAAAACACGGGGAUAAGAAGUUUGCAUGUGAGAUCUGCAAUAAGAUGUUCUACAGGAAGGAUGUCAUGCUGGACCAUCAAAGGCGGCACUUGGAAGGGGUGAGGCGUGUGAAGAGGGAAGACUUUGAGCACAGCACGGAGAACAUGGUUCGCUACAAGAAGGAGCCCUCGGGGUGCCCUGUGUGUGGGAAGGUAUUUUCAUGUAGGAGCAACAUGAACAAACACCUUCUAACACAUGGAGACAAGAAAUACACGUGUGAGAUCUGUGGACGUAAAUUUUUCAGGGUGGAUGUGUUGAGAGAUCAUAUUCAUGUCCAUUUUAAGGACAUAGCCCUGAUGGAUGAUCACCAGAGGGAAGAGUUCAUUGGUAAAAUUGGAAUCUCAUCAGAGGAAAAUGACGACAACUCUGAUGAAAGUGCAGAUUCAGAGCCUCACAAGUAUAGCUGCAAAAGGUGCCAGCUGACCUUUGGCAGAGGGAAGGAGUACCUGAAGCACAUCAUGGACGUGCACAAGGAGAAGGGUUACGGCUGCAGCAUCUGCAACCGGCGCUUCGCCUUGAAGGCCACGUACCACGCGCACAUGGUCAUCCACAGGGAGAACCUGCCCGACCCUAAUGUGCAGAAAUAUAUCCAUCCAUGUGAAAUCUGUGGGAGGAUUUUUAACAGUAUAGGAAAUCUGGAAAGACAUAAGCUUAUACAUACAGGUGUAAAAAGUCAUGCUUGUGAGCAAUGUGGCAAAUCAUUUGCUAGAAAAGACAUGUUAAAAGAACAUAUGCGAGUCCAUGAUAAUAUCCGAGAAUACUUGUGUGCAGAGUGUGGCAAAGGAAUGAAGACAAAACAUGCCCUUCGUCACCACAUGAAGCUUCACAAAGGGAUUAAGGAAUACGAGUGCAAGGAAUGUCACCGAAAAUUUGCACAGAAAGUCAACAUGCUGAAGCAUUACAAGAGACACACAGGAAUCAAAGAUUUCAUGUGUGAGCUCUGUGGCAAGACGUUCAGCGAGAGAAAUACAAUGGAGACUCACAAGUUGAUUCAUACAGUAGGAAAACAGUGGACGUGUUCAGUGUGUGAUAAGAAGUAUGUCACUGAUUACAUGCUGCAGAAGCACAUCCAGCUCACCCAUGACAAGGUGGAAGCCCAGAGCUGUCAGCUGUGUGGAACAAAAGUUUCUACCAGGGCGUCCAUGAGUCGACACAUGAGGCGUAAACACCCAGAGAUUCUUUCAGUGAGGAUUGAUGAUUUAGAGCCGAUGCCAGAGACGACGACCAUUGAUGCCUCUUCAAUUGGGAUUGUUCAGCCGGAAUUAGCCUUGGAACAGGGUGAACUACCAGAAGGGAAGCAGCACGUAAAAACUCCUAAACGUGGCCAGAAACAAAAACAGAAGUCAGGUGAGGAGGAGGAAGCUCAAGUGCCUGAGGACCCUGCCUUCAGUGAAUACACAGAGAAGGAAGGAGAAUUCACAGGGAAUGUUGGAGAUGAGACUAAUUCAGCUGUACAGAGCAUCCAACAGGUGGUGGUGACCCUCAGCGACCCAAACGUCACAGCCCCCUCCAGCUCCGUGGGGCUCACCAACAUCACCGUCACCCCCAUCACCACGGCAGCCGGCAGCCAGUUCACCAACCUGCAGCCCGUGGCCGUGGGCCACCUGAGCGCCCCGGAGCGCCAGCUGCAGCUGGACAACUCCAUCCUGACCGUCACCUUCGACACGGUCAGCGGCUCGGCCAUGCUGCACAACCGCCAGAGCGACCUUCAGCUGCCGCCGCAGCCCGAGGCGCCCAACCCCCAGUCCGUGGCCCAUUUCAUUAACCUGACCACCCUGGUGAACUCCAUUGCUCCCCUGGGGAACCAGAUGACAGAACAGCACCCCCUGAGCUGGAGGUCAGUGCCUCAGACUGAUGUCCUGCAGCCGCCGGCGCCGGCCGCGCCGCAGCAGCCGGGCCAGCAGCCCGUUCCCACAGAGCAGCAGCAGCAGCAGAUGUACAGCUACUAAUUUAUACCUGGGGAAGUGCUGGCAUGGACAGUGCUCAGAGACACACACAAAAAAAAUAAACCCCACACAGACCUUUGGAAAAUUUCUAAUAGGAUUGUUUGCUGGAUACCAAACAGAGAUGGGAAAAUGUUUAUACGUUGAAAUUUAAGCUGAAAUUGGUAGAUCACCCUGCAACACCCUGGUCUGAGAUUCUCGUGCAGUCUUUAGACCUUGCACUGUCUUAAAAAAAUAACAGGGGAAAAAACCCAAAAUCUCACCACAAAUUUAGCAGCCCCUUGCAGUUGUGCACUAGGAUUGAGAUUUGACAGGUGCAUCAUCACACACCUUAACCACAGCAGGGAAAUCCUAAAUCUUGCAGCACUUGUGUACAUCACUUUGUGAUGUACAAAAAAACCCUUUCAGCCAUACCAUGUCACUUCUUUCCAAGUCUGGAAAUGACAUCUGAAGACCUUGUUCACAGUGGGUGGAAUGUCCUUGUGGUCAGCUGGAAAAGACUGAAAUGUGAAGACACAAAGGGGCUAAACAAGAAUUGUCUUUGUUUCUUCUCUUCUUUAAGUCUUGUAUCUAACAACAUCGGUAAAGUAGGUGGAAUCUGGGGUUUUGGGGUGGGCAUGAGUGUGGUGUGGAAGAAAGUAUUACCAAUUAUUUCCAUUUUAGUCAUGGGAAAAGCCCUGUACCCAUCAGACAGUGUUAGUGCUACUUGAACCAGAGAGCUGGGCUAAUGCUGAAGCAAACUUCUAUGGUCUUCUAGUCAAGUUUCAAUCAAACCAAUUACAAACUGAAAGAAGAAUGUGAUACAGUUUUAUGUAAUUUUUCAAACCUGCUCUUUCAAUCUUGCUUUUAGCUAAUAGGCCUGAAGAGCAAUUAGUCCCCUUUGAUGAAGUUCAGGAUGUGAAUUUUUUUCAAUUAGACUUAUUACAUUGUGUAAUAAACAUUUGAGAAAGCAUUCUUUUUAUAUAUAUAUACAUAUACAUAUAUAUAUAUAUAGCCUUUGUAUUUUACUGUGUGUUCCUGGUGAAUAUUUGUGUGAAAAACACUGUUACCAACACAAUCCAUGAAUUUUUUCAUGCCCAUGUUGCCCCUUCUCAUGGAAAAAAAAUAUGGCUUCUGUUCCUUCUGUUUCCAAAAUUUAUUUCCCAAGUUCACAGCCACACACAAGGUUGUGUGAAGUGCAAGAAAAAGAAAAAGGAAUGUCUGAAGCAUAUUCUGUGUCCUGCCACAUGGAGUCAGUGUGCCCCAGUGUAUAAUGGGUGAGGUUUGCAUGACUGCUGGGGAUGCAAAUUGUGGGUUGGUCAAACACAUCUUUGCUGACAGUGCCCCUUCAUUUCAUUCUCCAUCCAUGGAUGUGCAGUCUGGACUUUUGCAUGUCAAGAAGAUAGUAAUAUUCCCACAGGGAAAAUGAGCUGAUGGCAAAAAGGAAUAAACUAAAUAUAUAUAUGUAUAUAUGCAUAUAUAUAUAUAUAUAUAUAAAAUAUUGUUGCUUGGAAUCCUGAAGGGGAAACCCAUCUGUGGCUGAAGAACAAGGUCCUUUGGGGCAGCAGACUGAGCCACAGAACUGUGCUGAAGGGUUUAUUUUUUCCUGAGGAUGAAGCAGCUGCUGUGUCUGACAGUGAGGAUGGAUUGGUGGUUGUAAAAAUCCUGUCUGUGCCUAUGGUAUUUAUGAAAAAGUUGUAUGUUUUAGCAAAAAUACGAGUAGGAACGACUUCAGCUUUGAAAGUCUCUAUUAACACGGACUACUUCACCCCUAAAGGUUGCCUUAUAAUCUCUACAACAAAUUCUCCCAAAGUAUAAAUGUCUGGAUAUUAAAAUGAACCUCCAGUGGUUUUCUUGGUGCUGUGGCCAGAGGCUUGGUAUAGCAGGCUUUGUGUAAAGCUGCAGGACAUGGACUGGAAAGGGAUUUCUGGGGACAGAUUUUGUGUGGCAGAAGAGCAGAACUGUUUUUAUUUAAAUGUCAUCUGGUCCAUAAAAUACCUGCAUGAGAGGGACCAGUAUUUGAUGGGACAAGGAUGCAUAUCAGAAAGAAAGGAACCUUUCAGCAGUGUGGGAAAGAGAAUUUUUCAUUCCCUACCCACUUUUGUCUUCCUUAGGUACUUCUCACACAAAUACUCUGAGAUCCUGUAAUUUUUUUGGCCUCCUGACAUCCUGAGUACAGUUCCUGGAUUAUUUCACCACUGCCUUGAGCUAGUUCAGUUUCUACUCAGCUGUCCUGUCCACAAAUGCUUGUGUUUCACACCAAACCACUGGGCAAGAGGAAGCCAGGUUUUAUUUAUGAAAUAUAUUGUUUAUGUACUUGAAACUUUUUUUCUUCCCCCUGUGUUUGGUGCCUAAUUGGUAAAGGCACAUUAUCUUUUGGCAGGGUACUAUGGAAAAAGGGGAAAAAAAGGGAAGGAAAGCAAAUGGAGAGCUCCUAGGUUGAGUUGUUAUGGUAAAUACAGAAUUUUUACACAAUCAAAGUGUUUUUGAGACACAUAUAAAUAGUGAUUAGGCUUGUAAUUGGGGAGGAAGAGGUGUUUUGCCUUAGCAGAGCAGAUGAACUCUUAUGUUGAUACUGACAGUGGCAUUUGUGCUGCAUUGAAUCAACCUGCAUUUAACAUUUAAUUUCCUGUUUGAUAAGAGGAAAUCAACCUUUAGAGACCUCUCUGGCUUCACAAAAUCUCUAUCCUAAUGUGAUACCCUGGUCUUCUGUACUCUUAUGGGGUUUGGCAUCCCUUCUGUGCUACCUGGCCUCAAUAACCUCACCCAGGCAAUAGGAUCUUGCCUUUCUGGCAGUGAUUCCAGGUGAUUUUAGAAGGAAUGUUCCCUCAGUAAGUACUUGCAUGCUGGUUUUCAUUUGGAAAUGUCCCUCUUCAAUUUCUCAGCAUCCCCAAAAUCAUAGAACAGCCCAGGCUGGAAGGCACCUCAAAAGAUGAUUGAUCUGGUCCAGCCUUUUUUUUGGGGGGAAAGGAAGCAUAGGUGAGGUGAUGGAAUCAUAAAAUCACCAUUAACCACCAUCCUGUCUAAUUGCCUCUUUUAAACCUGCAGUGACACAACUCUGGGAAGGUUGUUGUAGUGGGUGAUUGUUCUUCCUGUAAAAAUUACCUUAAAUAAUGUUCAGGAGAGGAAAAUAUAACCACUGGGAAGGCUUUGGUUAGGCCAGGCAACAGAAAGCUCUCUAAAAGUUGAUCUUCCCAGAGCACUCCUUUGAGAUGGUGCCUCAUCAUCUCCCAACAUGAUUUUAUUAUUACUCCUGUUAUUAACAUCCCUAUGAGAAAACAACUGUAUCUUGGGUGUGCUGCACCAUGGGGAAAAAAAGAAAUCCAGGACAAAUUACUCUGUUUGCUUUUUGUUUCAAAUUGUUUUGUUUGGAGAUGUUGGAAAUUGCUGCCUUUUCAGACAGAGCUUCCCUUGGACAAGCAGCAACUGCUCUCCCAACUAAGCCUUUUCCAGGUGAAUACCAAAGUUGUACUGAUGCUGUUUUCAAACUGCAUAAGAAAUAAAACCACUCCAUAAGGGAUGUGCAAUCUAAAUUUCCUCUGCCAAUUUGUUCCUUGCCUUUUCAGCUGUAGGAUGUGAAGGCUUUAUUGUUUUCAGCCACCUGUUGGAGGUUUUUGCAUAACAACUGUUCAGUCACAAACUGGAAUUACUUUGAGCCAAAGGAGUGAUGUUGUGUGGUGUUCUGUGUAUUGUCAUUGUUUAUUGCUAAGACUAUUAUUUAAUUGAAUGCUGUCUGUGGCACACUGGGCUCUGAAGUAAAGGAGCAUCGAGGUACAGAA
Messenger RNA from Parus major (Great Tit), 7392 nucleotides. RefSeq names its product PR/SET domain 15 (gene PRDM15). The coding region runs from base 89 to 3640 and encodes 1183 amino acids. Gene Ontology annotation, biological process: cell fate commitment; regulation of transcription by RNA polymerase II. Lineage: Eukaryota; Metazoa; Chordata; Aves; Passeriformes; Paridae. The record is from RefSeq and is a predicted model, not a curated record. Gene Ontology annotation, cellular component: cytoplasm; nucleus. The transcript has 25 exons. Gene Ontology annotation, molecular function: DNA-binding transcription factor activity; RNA polymerase II cis-regulatory region sequence-specific DNA binding; histone deacetylase binding.